AUGUCGGUGAUGGGCUCCUGCGAGCGGGGGGCUUCCAGCCUGGGCAGCCCCCCGUUACCCGCCGGCUGCUUCACCCAGGUCUACACGCCGGCGGCUGUCAGCGUCCCGGCUCCCUGGGGGGGGUGUCUCCAUGCCACCCCCCAGGGCCCCCAACUCAGGACCCUCCACUCGGCCUCGGUGGGACGGCUGCCGUUCGGGGGGACGGGGAUCUUCGAGGACGUGGCAGUGACGGCGAAGCAGCAGGCGCUGCGGGGGGAGCUGGCCGAGCUGGCCAGGACGGAGAGGACGCUGGACCAGCUCCUGCAGGACUGUGCCCUGCAGCUCCGGCAGCUGACCGACGACGAAGCCAACCAGAGGCUGGCGUACGUCACCUACCAGGACCUUCGUUCCAUCAGCGACUUCCAGGAGCAGACGGUAAUCGCUGUGAAGGCUCCCCCGGAGACGCAGCUGGAGGUGCCUGAUUUCAGCGAGGACAACCUCCAGCUCCACCUGAAGAGCACCAAUGGCCCCAUCGAGGUGUACCUCUGCCCGGAGGAGAUCACAGAGGAGAGCCCCACCAAGGACCACGGUGUCCCCUCUGCCGCCCCCUCCCCACGGGACCCUGCCAGACACCCUUCCCCACCAAACAGCCCCCAGCCAGCCCCACAGCCACUCCACACCAUCCCCCAGAGCUGGGGGGGCACAGGAACCCCCUCCUCAUCCCCAUCUCUGCCUCUCACCGUCCCAGGGGGGCCCAGCUCGCUGCUGGAGGUGGAGGCCGGGCUCCUGGGCUCCCCCCCCCACCUCCUGCAGCAGACGGAGGACCAGCUGCCCUGCACCCCCUCCCACCUGGACUCGGGACCCUUCGUCUCCUUCUCACCCCCCCUGGAACAGGACGACUAUCUCUGGGGGUUGGAGGGUGAGGGUGUCAGUGACCUCUUUGAGGCAUACGACUUGGGGGACCUGCUGAAGAUUUGAGCCUCCCCCCAGUUCUCCAUUGCUUUUGUCUCCUCUGGUCUCUUGUGUCCUGAGCACGUGAGGUCUCUGUGGGGCUGCUGGAGAGUGUGGGGUGGG
Athene cunicularia (burrowing owl) is the source of this 1053-nucleotide messenger RNA. It is a transcript of the gene E2F2, whose product is annotated as E2F transcription factor 2. Gene Ontology annotation, biological process: regulation of transcription by RNA polymerase II. Gene Ontology annotation, cellular component: RNA polymerase II transcription regulator complex. NCBI's taxonomy places the organism in Eukaryota, Metazoa, Chordata, Aves, Strigiformes, Strigidae. The record is from RefSeq and is a predicted model, not a curated record. Gene Ontology annotation, molecular function: DNA-binding transcription factor activity, RNA polymerase II-specific; RNA polymerase II cis-regulatory region sequence-specific DNA binding; protein dimerization activity.